UGUGUUGUUAUUUUCCAUUAGCGCAGGAAGCUUAUGAGCUGGCAGGGGGUGGAGAAAUAGAAGAGGAAAUAGAGAAACCUAGAAGAGGCGAAGCAUGCGACCCUUAUCGUUUCAGCUGAGAACAUGUUUGUCCCGGCCACACUGCUGCUGCUCCUGUGUGAUCUGGUGCUCCUCAGCUGUGCCAACAGCACUCUACCUUUUCUGGAUGACCUGGCACCUUUCAAGGUAGAAUUCCACUCACUGAACUUCAGAAAUGUGCUGCACUGGAGACAGCAUCCUGGUGCACCAGAGGAUCUGCAGUAUGUCGUGCAGUAUAAAGUCUAUGGAGAGAAGCAGUGGAGUGACGCUAAGCUCUGCCAGGCUAUUCAUGACUUUCAGUGUGACCUGAGCCAGGAGACAUCAGAUCCCAGGGAGUGGUACUACGCCAGGGUACAGGCCGUAUCCUUCAAGGGUCUGUCACCGUGGAUCAUCAGCUCCAGGUUUCACCCGCGAUGGGACACCACCUUCAGCCCACCACAAAUAAGGCUGAAUCUGACAGAGCAAGGUAUCGUGGUGCACAUCAGACCUCCACGGUCCCCUCUUCAAGGACGAAAGCAGAACAGGAUUGCAGUUACAAAACUACAAAAGCUGAUAUUCAGGAUAUACCUCAUCCAUAAUGGCAUAGACAAGCAGGACACCUACGAAACAGACGGCUGCUCCAAAAAGGUUUUGAUUAAGGCUUUAAGUCCCAAAACUGCCUACUGCCUUCAAGCUGUAACAGUUACACCUCCCUUUGGCCGUAAAAGCACAAGAAGUCCUAGUACCUGCAUCACCACUGCAUGAAGAUCAGGAUACAGGGUCUCCCACAGUUCGCAGCUCAUCAAACAUCUCCUGGAUCUCCACCCUCCAGUCCUCUUGCAUUGAAUGAAAGGAGUCCUGUGGCAUGGUGGCCAUCACAGCUUCCUCUAUGGCGGUCAGCUGCUCCAGGAUGGCAGCGAAUGUUGGCCGGACGUGGGGAUCCUGAUCCCAGCAUUCUACAAGUUAACAUAUAAAAUGAAUACAGAUUAAAAUUUUCAAAACAAUGUUUUGCACUGAUUCUGAUUCAAUUGCAUUUUAAGUAAUUAUGGGGCUAAAAAUGUAACAUACAGAGCAUGCAUCUAUGUUAAAGUCUUUCUUCACUGUCCAAUAAAAAACAGGCAUCUCUAGUUUUGUUGAUUUUACAUUUACUACAUCAUUUGGACACAGACUGUGUAAUUGUUUCAAAAUUUCUUAAUGAUUGAACCAAUAAAAAAAAUCCCUAACUGGACCUGAGUUCCGUUGGAGUUCCAUCUAUGGAUUUAUCUAUCUCUUGCUGUUUUGGAGACACAUGUUUUUCAUUGGACAGUGAGGAUAUGGAGUACGUAAAGAGUAUGUAUUUUUUAUUUAAAGCUUUAGUGAGAACAGUAAAGCUUGCACCUUACAGACAUGACUCACUGAUUAAACAUUCCCUGAUGUAAGCUAUUAUAAUGCAUCCUGCAGGUAUGUUAGGGUGUUUCAGUUUCACAGUUAAUGAUGUGUGAUUAGAUGGUUUUUACCACUGUCUACCUUUCCAAUAUAGAUACUAAAUGUUACAUUUACCAUCUACAGAUUUUUUCCCCCGUUUGCUUUUUUUUAAAAACCUGCAGAUCUCAUUCUAUCUGAAGCACAACUCCAGCCCUUGUUCACAUCUCUGCAUGUAAAGAGGACAUGCACUUCAUAGGGUUUGUAAAUUGGCUCUGCAACCCACUUCUGCUAUAAAUACUUGCUACUCUGCUCGUUGAAAAGAUCAGACAGUGGAUUAAAAGCCUGUGUAAAACAUAGCUAUGGUGGCCAAAAACAAACUAAACACCAGACAUUCCUUUUAAAAUGUAAAUAUUCUGAUCAAAACUAUGCUGUACCCUGAUAUUUGUGCAGAGAAAUAAAACAUUUGACUUUAAAAUGUAGUGUAGUUAUAAUAAAAAGUCAGUUGCAAUUCA
This is a messenger RNA of Astyanax mexicanus (Mexican tetra), 1973 nucleotides long. RefSeq names its product interleukin 22 receptor, alpha 2 (gene il22ra2). Bases 124 to 822 code for a protein of 232 amino acids. The transcript has 6 exons. Gene Ontology annotation, molecular function: protein binding. Lineage: Eukaryota; Metazoa; Chordata; Actinopteri; Characiformes; Acestrorhamphidae. The record is from RefSeq and is a predicted model, not a curated record.